CAAUUAAUCUGAUUCUAACCCACUUGAAUCAAAUGAAUAGCUCACAAGAAGAACAAGGUAGUUCUUCCCAUGGAGAUCAGAAGAGGUACAGGGGAGUUCGUCGCCGGAAGUGGGGGAAAUGGGUAUCAGAAAUCAGAGUUCCAGGCACUAGAGAUCGGCUUUGGUUAGGCUCAUACUCUACUCCAGAGGCUGCCGCCGUCGCCUACGAUACCGCGAUGUUCUGUCUACGAGGUCCCUCGUCGGCAACUUAUCUGAACUUCCCUCUGUGUGUUCCCACCAUCCAUGAGAUCAACAUGUCUCCAAAGUCUAUACAGAGGGUAGCAUCCAAUGCAGCCAUGGCAAUUGAUUUCAACCUUGCCAAUAGGGCUCCUGAGGUUGCCACCGAUGACCCAGUAAAAGAAGGCGAAACGAGAGUUACCCAACCUGAAAUCUUUGAAGAUACAGAUGAUAUUGUCCCUGUCAUGAAUGAAGGAAGCUACCUUAAAGAGGAGGAGACCUUAAAUAUUUCCGUCGACGACAUGGAAAUAUAUCUCGGUUAGUUGAAGAGUAAUAGUUCAUUGAUUUUGUUCCAGCACAGUUUCUUAGAUUAGAGAUCAGAUGGUUGCUUUAAUACAAUCUUAUUGUUUUUUAUGUA
Molecule: messenger RNA, 634 nt
Organism: Macadamia integrifolia
Lineage: Eukaryota; Viridiplantae; Streptophyta; Magnoliopsida; Proteales; Proteaceae
Product: ethylene-responsive transcription factor ERF020-like
Exons: 1
Coding region: 33-539 (168 amino acids)
Biological process (GO): regulation of DNA-templated transcription
Molecular function (GO): DNA binding; DNA-binding transcription factor activity
Source: RefSeq, a predicted model, not a curated record